AUGGAGCUGGCACGAGCUCUCACAAACCGCAGGAAGCAGGCCGCAGAGUUUUCCAGCGGAAUGAUGAACAGAGCGUCGAGCAUGAGGUCCGGCCAAGGCACCAUCAAACGGAGCGCCAUCUCCUCGCCGUUGGAACUUGUCUCAUCUACCAAUGCUCUGGCGUACAAUGCGCCAAAUAUCUACAGCUCAUCCGACGAGUCUGACAACUCCAUGUCCUUCUCCGGGUCGUCGCGUGCCACAACACCAGAGACCGAGUCUCCGAGCGCUCUUGAGCCCAACCAUCUAUCCAUUUAUUUCGCCUCAGGUCGCACUGCGUCCACUCGUCGCUCAAAGGACUCCAUCGACAACCCAGGCCCUCAGAUCCCCAAACGCGUUCCAUCUCAUACUAAGAGAUCUCACCAAGCAGUCGCCGCUCGGAAUCGUGCAGAGUCAGUAUCGAGACAGCAGCCCCCAAAUGCCAUUCACGAUAUGUCACCUGCUACUUCACUCCGGAAUGUCGACUCAAUUACGAGCAAGCCAGAGGCGAAUCAUCCGUUCGGAGCCGAGUUAGCGCAAGUCACCGAGGUUGCUGAGGGCUUCGGUGCGACCGAUGCUAUCAUUAUGGACGAAGAAGAGCAGUACCUGAUGUCGCAUGGGCUUUGCAAAUUCGGUGCCGACGACUAUAUCAUGGAGGUGCAGGGCCUGUUCGGCGGAAUCCACAACAAUCCAUUUAGCCCAUUCUCGGCAGUUUGGCUUUGA
Bacidia gigantensis is the source of this 738-nucleotide messenger RNA. RefSeq lists its product as uncharacterized. The record is from RefSeq and is a predicted model, not a curated record. NCBI's taxonomy places the organism in Eukaryota, Fungi, Ascomycota, Lecanoromycetes, Lecanorales, Ramalinaceae. Bases 1 to 738 code for a protein of 245 amino acids. The transcript has a single exon.